Esox lucius (northern pike) is the source of this 2316-nucleotide messenger RNA. It is a transcript of the gene grk5, whose product is annotated as G protein-coupled receptor kinase 5. Gene Ontology annotation, cellular component: cytoplasm. The coding region runs from base 240 to 2000 and encodes 586 amino acids. The record is from RefSeq and is a predicted model, not a curated record. Gene Ontology annotation, biological process: regulation of signal transduction; signal transduction; protein phosphorylation. The transcript is spliced from 16 exons. Lineage: Eukaryota; Metazoa; Chordata; Actinopteri; Esociformes; Esocidae. Gene Ontology annotation, molecular function: G protein-coupled receptor kinase activity; ATP binding.
AAAGUUGUGCGUCAAGGCUACAUCCAAGAUACUUUAUCCCACUUUUUACACAAGCUUAGUAUUUAUUCGUGUAUGUUACUUGGUUUUUGAUUUUCAGAGUUUUGUUUAAAAACACUUUCUCGGUAUGAUAAAGAGAACAAGGCUGAAUAAUCUCGGGUUAAACCUGUCAUUGCUAAGAGAGAAAAACAAAAGUUGAUGCGUUUUUUUUUAUAGUUUUUGGUCCACAUCUCACUGCCGCCAUGGAGAUAGAGAGUAUGGUGGCGAACAGCGCACUCAUCAGAGCCAGGGAAGCUGGAGAAGGAAAAGGCAGGAGUUGGAGAUGGAGAGACAUGCUCCGCUUCCCUCACAUCAGCCAGUGCAUGACACUAGCCAACACCAUCGAGCGAAGAUUCUCCAGCCUGUGUGUGGAGCAGCCUAUUGGUAGAGAACUGUUCCGUCUCUUUUGUCAAAGUACAUGUGAGCUGCAGAGCUGCAUCUCUCUAUUGGACAAAAUGGCGGAGUAUGAGGUGAAAUCAGAUGAGGAGAGGACGGGUUUUGGCAUUCAAAUCAUUAACAGAUUCCUAAAUAGACAGUCACCUGAGUGUGUGAAGGUUGUGGAGAGCUACAGCCAGCAGUGUAGAGAGAGCCUGGAGGAGUGGCCAAGUAAAGACAUCUUCCUUGAAUGCGCAGAAUAUGUCUAUGAGUACCUGAGCGGGGAACCCUUCUUUCAGUACCAGCAGAGCAUGUUCUUUGACCGGUUCCUGCAGUGGAAGAUGCUGGAGGGACAGCCUGUUACCAAACACACCUUCAGAUGGUACAGGCUGCUGGGCAAGGGGGGCUUUGGUGAGGUGUGGGCAUGCCAGGUACGGGCCUCUGGGAAGAUGUAUGCGUGUAAGAAACUGGAGAAGACCCAUGUGAAGAAGAGGAGAGGAGAGGCCAUGGCCCUCAACGAGAAGCUGAUACUGGAGAAGCUGAACAGCAGAUUCGUGGUCAGUCUGGCGUAUGCCUAUGAAACCAAACACUCUCUCUGUCUGGUGCUGUCUAUAAUGAACGGAGGGGACCUGCGGUUCCACAUCUAUAACAUUGGUACUCCGGGCCUGGAGUGGGACAGGGUCCAGUUCUAUGCGGCUGAGGUCUGCUGUGGCCUGCACCACCUCCACCAGCAGAACAUUGUCUACAGAGAUUUAAAACCAGAGAACAUCCUUCUGGAUCACAAUGGGCACAUCCGCAUCUCGGACCUGGGCCUGGCGGUAAUGCUGUCUGAGGGGAGUCUGGUACGAGGCAGGGCUGGCACUCUGGGCUACAUGGCUCCAGAGGUUAUUAGCCAUAGCUACUACGGGAAGAGCCCUGAUUGGUGGGGCCUAGGCUGCCUUGUGUAUGAAAUGACUGCAGGAAAGCCUCCGUUCAAGGGACAUGGCGAACGGUUAACGGAAAGUGAGAUGGAGCGAAGGAUACAGGAAACAGAAGAGGAGUAUGGGAAGAUAUUCAGAAACGAGGCGAAAGACUUCUGUCGCUCUCUGUUGACCAAAGACCCAGCACAGAGGCUGGGGUGUCAGCAAAGUGGCGUGGAAGGUGUUAUGUCCCAUUCCUUCUUUGGAACCAUCAACUUCAGGAGGCUUGAGGCUGGAGUCAUUGAAGCACCCUUCAAGCCUGAUCCCAGGGCAGUGUACUGCCAGGAUGUUCAGGACAUCGAUGAGUUCUCCACAGUGAAAGGAGUUAUGUUGGAGAAGACAGACAAUGAGUUCUACAUGAAGUUUAACACAGGCCGUGUUGCCAUACCCUGGCAGACUGAGAUGAUAGAAAUGGGUUGUUUCAAGGAGCUAAAUGUUUUCGGGCCUCAGGGUUCUAGACCCGCUGACCUGGACUGGACCCAGAACCCUUCUCCCGACAACCCCAAGCACUCUCGCAACCUUCUGAGCCGUAUCUUCCGCAGACAUCACCCUGAGGAUACAGACAGCAACAGACCAAUCCUCACCGCCACGUCCAUGGAGCCAGAUGGCCGGAUACGCACUGCACUCUAGGAGCUGAGUCACAGCACCACGGAGGAACUAAAGGAGAACCGCAGCCCUGGAAGACAGCCAGUCAGAAGGUCAUCAGUCAAUAAGCAGACUGGUCAAUACUGUAGGCCUUCUGGACAUCAACAACACUGACAGCCAGAGAAUAAUGAAAACAUUUGGAAUAUCUUUCAUUUUGGACUCCGUUUUCCCCAUCCUUUAAAGAUUGCGCACAUUAAAGAAAUGUUUUUCAGCAGCUCAGGCCACAAACCAGCUUGAACCGUCACUCUGAUUUUUUGUACCUACCUGUUUUGUAUGCAAUAAUAACCUCAUAAUAAAAAAA